Astrephomene gubernaculifera is the source of this 10485-nucleotide messenger RNA. NCBI's taxonomy places the organism in Eukaryota, Viridiplantae, Chlorophyta, Chlorophyceae, Chlamydomonadales, Astrephomenaceae. The record is from the annotation of a GenBank genome assembly.
GGAGAGAUGUGUCUUUCGUUAGUCGUUGACGUUCGCUAUCCACUUUGAGCAAGGCAAGACUAGGGUAGCCUAAAUAACCUUAGACCGCUGACGCGGGAGAGUAAAGAAGCAGCCUAGCAUGGGUGCUGGCUGCUGUAAAAAUAUUCCGGAAUUUAACCCGGACGGCGCGCCCAAGGAUCCGCAAACAAAGGAGCAAAAGAAAGAGGAUGCCAUCGAGCUUCGCCGAGCCGCCCGUGCUGCCGACUGGCAGCAGAUGCGCCUGCUGCUGCGCCGGAUGCCGCUGCAACAGAUAUGCAGCGGCGCCAAGAGGGACGAAGGGCUCGAAGAGGAGACCGGCAACACAGCGCUUCACUUCUCCGUUUCCAUCAACCACCUACGAGGUGUGCGCAAGCUGUUGCGCUACGGUCUGCCUCCCAACAUCCCCAACCAAGCUGGCCGCACGCCGCUACAUGCGGCCCUGGAAGGAGGCAAGCUCAAAGCUGCACGGGUGCUAAUGGAGCGGAGUGAGGAGGCACGGGCGAAGGCGGCCAAACCGAUACCUGCCCUCGUAAACCAGAAGGACGCCUCCGGCGUGUCCCCGCUGCUGAGUGUCGUGUCAUCAGGCCGCCUGCGCCUGACGAAGGAGGUGCUGGCGUUGGCCAAAGAUCUGGGCUGUGAGGUGGAAUGGGGCACACGAGACAAGGAGGGAAACAGCUUGCUGCUGUAUGCUGCCAAAUGGGGCUGGUUUGAGGAGCUGGAGGCGUGGUUGGGCCGGGCGGCGGCUACAGCGACGUUGGUGCUGAACACGCAGAACAAGCAGGGCGAGACGGUGCUGGGCCACGUCCUCCACUUCGCCGCCUCUGGCCUACUGCCGCCGGUGCGCUGCGGCCCGCUCGUGAUACGGCUGCUGGCGGCGGGCGCACUGCCCAACCUGCCCGCCUUCCCCGAGCGGGUGCCGCUGCUGAACCUUGCAGCCGCGGCGAACGACAUGGGCGUCUAUGAGGUGCUCGUGAGAAAGGGCGCUGAUCCCCUAACGUGCAAGGACGCCCUAGGCAGGACUCCGCUGCACUACGCGGGCGCCAAGGGUGCUUGCACCGUGGCCGCAGACCUAGUCGGCAAGGGACUCAAGGUGUAUGUACGGGACACCCAGGGCAACACGCCGCUGCACCUGGCAGCCAUGCGCGGCCAGAGGAAGGCGGUUGCGCUGCUGCUGGAGCGAGCAGAUGACAAGAAGAAGGCCCUGCUGACCCCCAACAAGUCCGGCCUGUCGGCUUACCAUCUGGCUCUCAAGGCUGGUCCGGAUGACGAGGCACAGGACAACUCCCUCAGCCUGAUAGACACGCUUGGAGAGGACUUUACCAUACCCGUCAUUGGACGCGGUAAAGCGGUCGUGGACACCCCGCUGCUGCUGGCCAUCUCCGGACAUCAGGAUCGCGUGGUCAAGGCUCUCUUGGGCAAGGGCCUAUCCCCCAACGAGGCCAACGUGCGCGGAGAGCUGCCGCUGGCCCGUGUCCUAUCAGCCGCCACCGCGGCAACUUACGAAAACGACGCAACCAUCUUCGAUGCACUCAUCGGAGCAGGCGCCAACAUGGACGCGGCCAGCGAGACAGCGCACCCGCUGCUGGCCGUCUGCAAGAACAACCUAUCGAAGUUUGCGGAGAAGGCGGUGGGGGUGCUGACGGCGCGCUGCGGGGUGCUGAACUGGGACAAGCGGGAUGAGAAGGGCUACACGCCGCUGGCGCUGGCGGCGUAUCAUGACAACGCCUGGCUUGUGAGGUACCUUAUCGAUGAGGUCAAGGUGGACCCCAACGACGACUCCCAGCGGUCCGCAUCCACCGCCCCGGAGGUUGUGGGCACCACCGGCAGCCUGUGCUGCACCAAGCAAAUCAUGAUGCCCGGCACGGUGGAGGGCCAGACGCCGCUCAUGUGCGCGGCCAAAGGGGCCAGUGUCGCAGCAACACAGCUCCUGCUCAAUCGAGGAGCCCGUACGGACGCUGUGGACGCCACAGGCCGCACCGCGCUGCAGCAUGCCAUGCACAUGGACCGGGCGGCCUCACUGCAGGUGGCGGCGGCACUGCUGCAGAUGGGCGCUGCGCCUGGUCAGGGAGUUCGUGUGAACGGCCCCGAAGAGUGGAAGGAGUGCAUUGACUUGGUGGGGGAGAGCUGGCCGCACCGGGCCGUGCGUUACGGCGUGGCCGGUUUCUUGCCCCUUUGGCAUUGCUGUGGCGGCAAGUUGGAGCUGCUGGCAACCACCGCGGAUGAUGCGGAUGACAUGCCGGGUGCCGAGGUGGGCGAGGAGGAGAAGGCGGACUUCCUGGACCUGCCGGCGCUCCGUGUGGCCCGGGCGGUGGAGGAGGAGGAUGAGGAACUGGCGGACGACUACAACGGGGAGGACAGCGAGAAAGCUGCAGACCAAGACGACACGGAGGGCCAGAAGCAGCAGCAGCCCGCUGCCAAGCCCGCUGGAGCCGUGGGAGAGGCAGCUGAGCACGCCGGCGGCUCCUCCGAUGAUGACGACUGCGGGGAGGAUCAUGAGCUAGCGGAGCUCAUCGCUGCCGGGCAGGUGGAGAGCCACUACAGCGGUCCCAGCCCCCGCAUGAUGCUGCGGUGGCGCCGGCGCGGCGCGGCGUGGUGGGAGGACUUCUGGGUUGACGCCGACUCGCUGCCUGACCCGGAGGUGGAGGGGGAGCCGGACUGGGCGGAUAAGUAUGGGCUGUGCGAGGAGGGUGAAGAGUGGCUGGACGAGGAGGAUGUGGAGGAGGAGAUCUGGGAGGCGGUGCGCAAGGAGCAGCGCAAGGCCGCCGAAGCAGCGCGCGCACGGCAGCAGCAGCAGGCGGCAGCCGGGGCCGGUGACGAAGGCGUAGUCCCUCCCCUGACGCCUUCGCUUGUGGAGCGCGUAAGCAGCGGCCUGGCGCAUAAGCUUUUCCGAAGGCGCCUGCCUAACGCGGUGUUUGUGGCGGAGGAGCAGGGCGACGUUGAGGGAAGCGGCUUCGCGGCUGGCAGUCCCAGCAAGUGGCUCCGUCGCAAGUCCUCAAUCGGUAGUAACCAAAACGCCGUCAGCAGCAGCAGCUGCACCACUACUGCUGGACCGAUUGCAGAGGCGCUAGAGGCUGUCGAGGACGUCGAGGACGUCGAGGAUGGCGAGGCUGUCCAGGAGACGGAGCAGCAGAAGGAUGACCCCACGCAGCCGCUGUUCAUGGCUGCAUAUAUUAAGAGCACUGCCGCCGCUUGCACCCGCCGCGUGCGGAACAGCGUUCGUGCCAGGGGAAGCAAGCUGAUGUCAGGCGUCAAGGGUGAGAAGCUCUGGGCUAACGAGCCCUACUACCAGCCUGCGACGCGCUUCCAGGGCAGGCCUGGCUACAUGGACGAUGGUGAAUAUGAUCUGAACGAUGUACGGGUGGGGGAAGAAGUCACGACUUUGUACCACAAGUACGGCGCGCGGCCUGAGAGGGUGUACGACGGCAUGGUACGGGAGUGGGAGGCGCGUGUGGCUGGCUACCGGAUCCCUGAGGACAAGCUGCUGGAGGGGGCGGAUCUGCGCGCGCGCAACAUCAAGUGGUACCACAAAAGCAUGUCGCCAAACGAGUACCCCUUGAAGAUUGGCAAGUGGAAGAGCUUUGCGAAGAUGAGCGCAAAGGCUGUGGAGGAGGCGAAGAAGCGCCGGCCACGCAAACCGAACGAGAAGCCCAAGAUCCGCUCCAAAAAGGCCUGGUUCGGCCUGCCCGACCUGCCCUCCCGUCCCGAGCUGGCGCUCACCUCCCCCCUGGUGUACGCGGUACGGCUGGGCCGGGUGCGCUGCGCCGCGGAGCUGUGUCGGCUGAGCGGUGCGCUGCCCAGCAUGCCGGAUGCGCACGGACACUGCCCGCUGGCCUACGCGAUGUUCAUGUUGGCCAAGGACCGCCACAGCAAGCCCCUGCAGCAGCUGACGGACCUGCUGCUAGCCGCCCGACCGGUGGUGGACAGCGCGAUGCUGUGGCGCAUGACACUGCUGCCGCGACUGAAGAAGGAGCUGGCGGAGGCGGAGGCGAGUGUGGCGGCGAAGGGAGGCAAGGAGAACGUCAGCCGGCGGGAGAGGAAGGAGCUGAUGAAGAAGCAAGAGACGCUGGAAUACCUGGAGAAUGUGAACAAACUUCCGGACAAGGGCUACCGCUCGCGCGACUUCCCCUCCGUGAUGGAGCCGCUGGUGGCCGCGGCGCUGCUCAACGACGUGGGGCGAGCGGCGGUGUUGAUACGCCACUGCGGCGCUAACCCCAACAACGCCUUCGUGUGGCUGCCCGACAUCCCCACCUAUUUCAACGGCAUGUGGGAGAAGCAGGUGGGGCGCUGCCGCAGUGUGGUGGGCCCGCUGCAUGUGGCCAUCGCCGGCAAGAAGUACGCCAGUGUCAGGGCUUUCCUAGACCUGGGCUGCGACCCCAACCUUUGCGGGGCGGAGUUCAGCGGCAAUGUGUCCAAGGACCUGGCGAGGAGGGCCAAGCUGGCGCAGGAGAAGGCGCAACUGGGGAGCGAGACUCGGGAGGCGGCCCGCGACGCUAACCCCUACGCCAAGCUUUGGGCCGACAAGGCCUUGUCCAUCAAGGCCAAGCUGCAGGGCGCCAAGCGCUUCAUUGCCAGCAUUGAGAUCCCCGGCUUCAGUCGCCCUCACCCCUGGCUGUCCCCGCUGCACCUGGCCUGCCGCUUCGGCCUAGCGGACAUCACCUACAUGCUCAUCAAGCGGGGUGCCGCCGUCAACGGCGGCGCGGCGGCAGCCUGCGCGCCCAAGAGCCCGCUGGAGGAAGCCCUGUCGUACGCGCGAGCUAACGCCCAGGCAUACGGCACCACCGCUGAGCGCUUGAACUACACCACGGUCAUGGAGCGGGCGUAUCUGGAAGCCACCCCCGAGAACCAGUCCGAGGUGGACGAGGCAACGGCGCAACAAAAGGCCAAGUACGACGAACUCCUGCAGCUGAUUGUGUACAAGGCGCAGCGGCUGGUCGAGGAGGGACCCAAGAACAAGUACGGGCAACCCACCAAGAGCCCCAAGGACUUCCUUGACAAGCCCCUGAAGGCCCUCAACGCGGGCAUGACCCUGGCUGACUGGACUCCGGAGGGGCUGGCGAAGCUGCCCGUACCCGGCAUGGGCGGCAUGGCUAUGCUGAAGAAGGGGAUCGAGAUGGUGUCUGGGGUGCUGGACUACAUGGAUCCCAUUGAGGCUUCACUCAGGGCGGUGGCCAUUGCGGCCAAGAUCCUCAUCAAGAUCUACCUGGAGAUGAUUCGGCGCCCCAUCGCGCUGUACGACCCCGCGCUGGCGUGCGCCCACGUGAUGCUGUGGCACCGCGCACCUAUUAACGUGGCGGACAAGCAGACGGCCAUCCUCAUAAGGGACAUCCUGGACAACGGCAACGCGCUCGAGGGCGCGGACACAAGCCAGUCCUACUACCGCUGGCUGGGCUUCAAAGUGGACGAGAAGGACACGCGCGACGAGGCCUGGGUGGCCACCGCAGUACAGCGCAUUUCCGUACUCAAGUCAAACUUUGAGUACGGAUACAUGAAAUUGAAUCUGGCCACCGAAGCUGGCGAGUACUUGCGCCUGCACAAGAAGUUCAUGGGCGAGGUGGACCAGACCAUCAUCAACACCGGCACAGAGAGUCUGAUGCCCCUCUACCUACAAGACAUGAUGAUGCUGGAAGGCGUGGCCGGCGCUGGACCCACAAAGGAGCCCUCCAAAAGCGCAAACGACAGCGGCGGCAAUGCCAGCAGCAUGGUGCGCGAUCUGAUCAAGUACUACAUUAAGACGAAGGCGGAGAAGCAGAAAGAUCUGGUGGAUGCGUACAAAGAGGAGGAGGAAAAGAAUAAGGAGGCAAAGAAUAAGGAGGCAUUGAAGGACUGGCUCAAUCGCUUCACCCUGGGGGAGGUGCCGCAGCAGGCAAACAGGGACGAGAUUGCCCGGGGCCUGCUGCCAACCUGGCUCUACCCCACCCCAGGAGCUGCAGCGAAGGGGGGCGCACCGGCAGACGAGGCGGCUGCGGCGCCCGCCAACCCUCCUCCGCAGACGGAGGCCGAGGUCAUUGAGCUCAUCGCUCAAAGGUUUGCCGCGUACUCCCCCGAAACCCAGGUACCAAAGACGUUUCCUGCGCCGCCCAAGGUGGAAGAGAAGAACCCCUUCUUCCAAAUGCUGUACAAGAGAGUCGACGCAAUCACCUGGGACUGGCCCGAGGUGACGCCGGAGGAGCUGGAGGAGGCGAAGCCCACCGUGACGGACCUCAGCGACGUGGAUGUGUGCAGGGCCGUGGUGCGCGCGGUCAACUUCAAGCGCAGCGAGUCUGUGGCGGCUCGCAGCGCCGAGCUGAACAAAGUGGCGGCGGGGCGCGCAGAGCUGAUGAUGAAGGUGUUGAAAGCGGAGAUGAUACGCAAGGCGCAGAUGGCAAAGGCCCGCAUCGACGAGACCAAGCUGCGGCUGGCGGAGGGGGUGCAGUUCGACGAGGAGGCCAUCUUCUCCUCCGCCCUGGAGGACCCCGCAUGGGAGGCGGCGGCAGCCAAGCUAGGCGGCGGGGCGGUGGCGGCGGCGCUGCUGGUGCGGCUGCGGCGGGGCGGGCAGGCGGGGCGGCUGCCGCUCAUCGCCGACCCGCUGGAAUUUGCCAAGGGGCUGGGGCGGCAGGCGGUGGAGGCGCAGGACCCCGCGGCUCUGCUGGCGGGGAUUGAAAAGCAGCUGGGUGCGCCGCUGGAGCCGGGAAUACGGAACGCGCUGAAGCAGGACCUGCAGCAGGCGGCUGCCAGCAGCCCGGAGGAGGGCCCAGAAGCCGCUGCUGUGGGUGAGGAGCGUGACGCCUGUGACAUUGUUGACAAGCUGGAGGAGCAGGCGCUGAGUGCCGUACAAUCGCAGCCUGUCGAUCCGCGAGUGCUGGCUGAUGAGGCGAUGCGGCAGGUUCUGGAUGCGGUGGAGGACCCGGAUACCUACUGGGACGCUGCCUCUCGGAUGAUGCCUUCCUUCGCCGCGCCCCUGCUGUCGGCACUUCGUGAGGCGGUAGAGAGCGGCGAGCUGCCCCCGCCGCCCGACCCGCCGGAGGAGCUAUUCAGGGGCCUGACGGAGAUGGCAACCAAGCAGGGCUCGGACUACGUGUACAAGGUGUUUGAGGAGCGCAUUGGCACGAAACUCCCGCCCCAAGUGCGUGAUGCGGCCAAGGCGGCCUACCAGCGCUUAUCCGAGCGGGUGGCCGAGGCCUACGGCGAGGGCGGUUUUGGCGCCGUGUUUGAGGCCGUGGAGAACGCGGUGGCGGAUGGCCUUGAGGCGACUGAGACGUUGGUAAUGGACUACGUGGACGUCGCGGAGGAGAUACAGGAGCGGGGUCAGCAGGUGGUGGCGGACGUGGUGGCGCGGAUUGAGGUGGUGCAGGAGGGCGGCGCGGAGCAGAUAAUGCAGAUGCUGGAGGGAACCAAGCUGCCCAUACCCCUGCCUCGCCAGCUGGGCCAGCUGCGCUCCGAGCUGAGGACGGUGCUGGAAGCCGCCAGCCAAGCCACGGGGCAGCUCAGUGACUUCACCAAGCAGCUCACCGGAUCGGUUCAGGCGCUGCUGGGUGAUGCGGAUGCGGUGGCGGGUGAGGGGCUGGACGCGGCUACCGCUCUAGGGGAGCAAAUGGCGGCGGCGCUGGAGAGCGUGUUUGAGACCCUGCAAGCAGACCUCGAGGAGGCAACAGAUCAGCUCAUGGCGGGUCUGGAGCGCAUGCUUGAGGUGGACGCGGUGGCGCUCCAGGAGGCGAUGGGGGCGGCACAUGAGGUGCUGCUGAAGCUGCUAGAGCUGCUGGGCAUCAAUGACUCGGAGAACGGUGGGGGCAACAACGACUAGACAGCUCGACGGGAGCUACGGUCGGUAUAACGUACGUUUGGUAGCCCCUGGCUGCUGGCUGGUGCCGCGAGCCUGGAGUGAUGGGAGGCGGGCAGGGAGGAGCAGCAGCAGGGGUUUGCUGAAUAUUGCUCUAACUACAAGAGUGGGAAGCGGAGAGAGGUGGAAGCGGGAGGGUGGAACAAAUCGCUUGCAUAGAAUUCCGAGAUCUUGGGGCUGGGCUCUCUGCGGUUGCCAUCUUUCUUAACCGCUGGGAGAAGGGAACAAGGUGCGUAUGGGAGCAGUACAAUGGGUGGCGUGCAGUACGUACGGAGGGAGCUUGGAUGCCCAAGAGGGACUAGAUAGCUGAUGAUGGGGUGGGCGGGCAGUGUUGCACACAUGCGUUGCGUUGCAUGGAUACGCGGGGUGCGAAUAAUGUGAAGAAAGCUGGCAUGUGUGUGCGCAUGUUGUUCGCUGCUGGUACAGGCAGGGUGUUUGCUGCUGGCAUGCGUGCGCAAAGAUGAUGAGAUGGGCUGAGCUUGCUGGACCAGGAGCUUGAUUAGUCUUAACUGCCAAUAAUGCAGUUGGCUGGCAAUCUAGCAGGGACAUGAAAGAGGAAUGGACAUACUGAUUCAUCAGGGCUUUAUGUUUCCGUACACGUGUCAAGAAAUGUGAGGGAGUACGGCGAUAGAAGAAUUUGAGUGAAACUUUAUCAUUGGAUCAAGAAGGAUGGCACGCGUGGUUGUUCUACUUGGAUUCCAGUUGCGCCGUGUUGCCGUACACAACGUCAUCAUCGUUGUCGUAGUAUCCUGUUUUCGUUCCUUAACAUGAUGGAGCGGUAUUAGCGCGACCGGAUUCAAGGACAUCUGUGUGAUUUGGAGGCCAUGGCAUACAUGGCCUUGUUCAUUUGAAGGUCCAGGCGCCGUGAGGCGUCGUGGCAGACAUACCACCUGCUGUGGCAGACAACCCAAGCCACCCAAAAGUAGUAUUUUGCUCCGUCCACAGAGCAUGUGGUUUAGCAGACAUUUGGUUUACAGGACUUCUGGUCACCAUACAUGCCUUGCUGCGCCCCGUGCGUAAUCUUGUGAGUCUUGCUUGCUGCGCCGUGUACCGUUAUACGUUCCAUAGGGCCCAUACUAGCUGGUCUGUCGUCGGCAAAGCAUGCUUACGGUUCGGUUGUUUGGGGCUAGCUAACACCUUGUGUAUGUGACCGGAUAAGAACAAUGGCCCCGUUGGAAGUUGAACGUUGGUGUUUUCCACGGUACGAGAUGCAGGGGUUUCAUUCCAUAAAGCUGCCGUUGUUUGCCCAAUCACGCACGCACGGGCGCAUGUGUCGUAUGGCACCUUACGCCGCGUUGUCGUCUGCAUGCCUCCUCCCUGACAUCUUGUUUCCUACCUGUGGGUAUAUUAAUUUGCUAUACUUGCCGUGUCUAAAACACUUGAGCAGUCAUACCGGUACGCACAGUCUCAUAUGAGAACUGGAUGACAACAGGGUGGAGACCCUGCCUAUGGUUUCGUCCAUUUGUUCCUGGUAGAAGCUGAAAUGGAGGCGUGUGGAUGGGGCUUCUUUCUGCGUGGCGUGGAAUACAUGGCCGUAUUCAUUUGAAGGUCCAGGCGCCGUGAGGCGUCGUGGCAGACAUACCACCUGCUGUGGCAGACAACCCACCCAAAAGUAGUAUCCUGCUCCGUCCAUAGAACAUGUGGUUUAGCAGACAUUUGGUUUACAGGACUUCUGGUCACCAUACAUGCCUUGCUGCGCCCCGUGCGUAAUCUUGUGUGUCUUGCUUGCUGCGCCGUGUACCGUUAUACGUUCCAUAGGGCCCAUUCUAGCUGGUCUGUCGUCAGCAAAGCAUGCUUACUUACGGUUCGGUUGUUUGGGGCUAGCUAACACCUUGUGUAUGUGACCGGAUAAGAACAAUGGCCCCGUUGGAAGUUGGACGUUGGUGUUUUCCACGGUACGAGAUGCAGGGGUUUCAUUCCAUAAAAGCUGCCGCUGUUUGCCCAAUCACGCAGCACGCACGGGCGCAUGUGUCGUUAUGGCACCUCACGCCGCGUUGUCGUCUGCAUGCAUGCCUCCUCCCUGACAUCUUGUUUCCUGUGGGUAUAUUAAUUUGCUAUACUUGCCGUGUCUAAAACACUUUAGCAAUCAUACCGGUACGCACAGUCUCAUGUGAGAACUGGAUGACAACAGGGUGGAGACCCUGCCUAUGGUUUCGUCCAUUUGUUCCUGGUAGAAGCUGAAACGGAGGCGUGUGGAUGGGGCUUCUUUCUGCGUGGCGUGGCGUGGAAUGCGUGCGUGUUUAGACAUCGAAGAGUGUCCUGCUGGGAUUCUCUAUCUGGCGCGCGCACGCGCUGCUGUCUCUGUUGGGGUUCUGUUUUACGGGCGGUGUUGUCACGGGCCUGUGGUCUUGUGUGUUAAAAUAACUGGCCGCGAGGCGAAACGUACUGUGAUUGGUCUUGUGUGUGUGUUGGUGUUUUGCCCUAGUGUUUGCUUGUAGAGGUUUUGCUGAUGAGGGGCCAUUUCUUGGCUUCUACCCUCGUUUUUUUACCUCUCUUGUGGCCCCUUUUGGGCUGUGUUGCCUGUGUCCUGCUGGCCUGUUGUGGUGUUGUCUUUACGGCGUGCGUUCAUACCCGCGUUUCCUUGUAGAGAACCAUUGUAACGGUCCUUCAUUCAAUCACUGGAAGACCAGGGGUAGAGCCCAAUCCUCUUG